GGCCAAUGGCAGCGCGCGCGGGCGGUUGGAGCGGCGAUGGUGGUCUGGGCGCUCAGUCGCGCCGUGCAGCUCCUGCUGGGGACGCUCUACCCGGCCUACGCCUCCUACAAGGCCGUCAGGAACAAGGACGUCCGGGAGUACGUGCGCUGGAUGAUGUACUGGAUCGUCUUUGCUCUCUUCAUGGCCACUGAGACCAUCACAGACACCUUCAUCUCCUGGUUUCCCUUCUACUAUGAGAUCAAAAUGGCCUUUGUGAUAUGGCUCCUCUCUCCUUACACAAAGGGGGCCAGUCUGCUGUACCGCAAAUUUGUGCAUCCCACACUGUCCAGCAAAGAAAAGGAGAUCGACCACUUCAUCUGCCAAGCCAAAGAACGUGGCUACGAGAGCCUUGUGAGCUUUGGGAAGAAGAGCAUCAAUGUGGCAGCCACAGCAGCUAUCCAGGGCCAGGGAGCCCUGGCAGGUCGCUUACGCAGCUUCAGCAUGCAGGAUUUGCGGGCCAUGCCAGAGACAGCCAUGGUGCAUUAUUCUGACCCCCUCUACCUGGAGGAACAGGAACUGUGUCGGCAACCAAUUGGGCAUAGGCCAGCAGUGCGGCAGCUGGGUUCGGAUAGCAAUGAGGAGGAGGAGGAGGACUUCUGGUCAGACUCUGAGCUGUCUGCCCCCUCCAGAGGCUGCCGCAAAGACCCCGCUCUCCCUAAGCUCUUAGCCAGGAGCCAAAGCCUUCGGCAGGGGAAGAAGAAGCUGCCAGCUAAAGAG
This is a messenger RNA of Thamnophis sirtalis, 756 nucleotides long. The record is from RefSeq and is a predicted model, not a curated record. Lineage: Eukaryota; Metazoa; Chordata; Lepidosauria; Squamata; Natricidae.